AUGAUGCAUUCUCUUCAAUUGAUUGGAGCCUUCAUGGUCUCGUUUUCGCUUAUCGGCUCUCUUGUCGCAUCUUCCCCAGAGGUCAAAGUUGAAUGUGGGAAUGCACGGGUCCUCAAUCUGAAGGCACCGAACCGAGUGUGCAAAAGUGGUACGACAUUCUACGACAUGAUAGCUUCGGUACCUUGCAAGCCAAAAGAGCACAGUUUAUGCUGUGUCAGACGUGUCGAUAGCGGCUCUUUCAUCCCGUUGGGGUGCACGUCAAUGGGGGGUGUUAUCUGAUAAACGAGCAAUGCGUUGCCUAUGACCCGUUGUGUCUACCUGAGAUAGUUCUCAAGCCUAUGGAUAUGAUGUCUUGUUUGUCCCGAGAAAAAUCAUUUACACACGCAGAACGCUUUCAUCCUUCCGCAAGUUUCGACAAAACUUUACUUAAGUAAAUACCACUUGCUC
Messenger RNA from Puccinia graminis f. sp. tritici CRL 75-36-700-3, 447 nucleotides. RefSeq lists its product as uncharacterized. The transcript has 3 exons. Bases 1 to 279 code for a protein of 92 amino acids. Lineage: Eukaryota; Fungi; Basidiomycota; Pucciniomycetes; Pucciniales; Pucciniaceae. The record is from RefSeq and is a predicted model, not a curated record.